Bombina bombina (fire-bellied toad) is the source of this 1212-nucleotide messenger RNA. RefSeq names its product neurotensin receptor 1 (gene NTSR1). Lineage: Eukaryota; Metazoa; Chordata; Amphibia; Anura; Bombinatoridae. The record is from RefSeq and is a predicted model, not a curated record. Gene Ontology annotation, cellular component: plasma membrane. Bases 1 to 1212 code for a protein of 403 amino acids. Gene Ontology annotation, biological process: neuropeptide signaling pathway. The transcript is spliced from 4 exons. Gene Ontology annotation, molecular function: G protein-coupled neurotensin receptor activity.
AUGAAGUUUAUUAACACAACCAUUCAGGUUCCUCUUCACCCUGAAGUCCAAGACUCUGUCUUCCUAACCACAGCUUUCAUGAAUCUCUCCAACUCCUCAGACUUCACUAGACCGGUAAUGUCACAGGAUGACCUGGAUGUGAACACGGACAUCUACUCCAAAAUCCUGGUUACAGUGAUAUAUGUGUUCCUUUUUGUUGUGGGUUGCACUGGUAAUUCCAUCACUGCUUACACCUUAGUGAGAAAGAAGUCUUUACAAAACCUGCAGAGUACAGUGCACUACCACCUUGCCAGCCUUGCCCUUUCUGACCUUCUCAUCCUGAUUCUCAGUAUGCCAAUAGAACUCUACAACUUUAUCUGGGUUCACCACCCUUGGGCAUUUGGCAAUACAGUGUGCAAGGCCUAUUAUUUUUUGAGGGAUGCCUGCACCUAUGCCACAGCCCUAAACAUUGCCAGCCUCAGUGUGGAGCGAUAUAUGGCCAUAUGCCAUCCAUUCAAAGCCAAAAGUAUCAUGUCUAGGAGUAGGACGAAGAAACUUGUUACUUUUAUAUGGCUGGCAUCUCUGCUGUUGGCCACACCUAUGAUCUUCACCAUGGGGGAAAUCAAAGGUUCUGACAUAAUUUGUACCAAAAUUGUAGAAAUGUCUACUUUCAAAACUGUGAUCCAGGUAAAUACUUUCCUGUCCUUUGUGUUUCCAAUGGUUGUCAUCUCAGUACUGAACUCCAUCAUUGCCAACCAGCUAAUUAUUAUGGUCAAGCAUGCGCACCAAGAGAACCAAGUGUGCACCAUUGGUGGGCAGCAGACUGUACUCAGUAUGUCCAUGGAGCCCAGUCGGAUCCAGUCGCUAAAGCACGGAGUCCGAGUCUUGAGGGUGGUUGUUAUUGCAUUUGUGGUGUGCUGGCUGCCAUACCAUGUACGACGUUUGAUGUUUUGCUAUGUUCCAGAUGAGCUGUGGACAGAUGAAUUGCACGACUUCUACCAUUACUUCUACAUGAUGACCAACGUUUUGUUCUACGUCAGCUCCACCGUUAACCCUAUCCUCUACAACCUGGUAUCUGCAAAUUUCCGGCAGAUAUUUGUAUCCACACUUAGUUUUUUGUGCCCGCCAUGGAGGAGGAGGAAAAGGAGUCCACACUUCACUAGGAAAUCUAAUAGCAUCUCAAGUACAAAUCACACCUUUUCUACCCAAAUCUCAAGGGAGACUCCUUACUGA